Messenger RNA from Esox lucius (northern pike), 2077 nucleotides. RefSeq names its product SPRY domain containing 3 (gene spryd3). The record is from RefSeq and is a predicted model, not a curated record. The coding region runs from base 175 to 1440 and encodes 421 amino acids. Gene Ontology annotation, molecular function: protein binding. The transcript has 11 exons. NCBI's taxonomy places the organism in Eukaryota, Metazoa, Chordata, Actinopteri, Esociformes, Esocidae.
CAUGGUUGGAUUUGAUUGGCUCAGUGUAAGUUAGUAGCGUCUGAUGUCACUAGGAAGCGCCAUACUUCUGCAAAGUUUUUCUACUGCAUCUCUUUGGAAACUUACCAAAUGAACACAAGUAGUCUUUUUAAUUAAUUAAUAACAUAACUACUGGACAAAUGCCCUCAGAUCAAGAUGGAUGACAUCAACCUUCAAUACAGGUUCCUGGACUGGCGGAGGCGGAUUAGAGCGGUCCGAGAGGUGCGUGCUGUACGCUUUCAGGAGCGCUACAGGAGAAUACUGAAGGUUGGAGAGACACUCAGUUAUCAAGGAAACUCUGAUGAAGUAGGCUGCUAUGUGGCUUCCCGUCCCUUAUCAAGAGGAAACUGCUACUUUGAGGUGACCAUAAUGGACACAGGGGUCAGGGGGACAAUCGCGGUGGGCUUGGUGCCGCAGUUCUACCAACUGGACCAUCAGCCGGGCUGGCUGCCACAAUCCAUUGCCUACCAUGCUGAUGAUGGCAAGCUGUACAAUGGAAACACAGUUGGCCAGCAGUUUGGACCGAAAUGCAACCAAGGUGACCGGAUUGGCUGUGGAAUACAUUGUGAGGCUGGGUUGACCACUGUCUUUUUCACCAAGAAUGGCAAAGAGGUGGGCUCAGUGGCAAUCCCAGUAGCGAUGGAGGGGCUGUUUCCUGCCAUCGGGAUGCACUCCCUGGGGGAGGAGGUGAGGCUGGACCUCCAGGCUGAAUGGGACGCGGAGGAGGACGACGACAGUUUCAUGGCAGUGGAUAGCCAUGAAGACGACUGGGGACGUCUUUACGACAUCCGGGCCACUGGAACGCAGCUCCUGGAGUACGUCGGGAAGGGGAGGAGCGUGCUGGAUGUGGGUCUGGCCCAGGCUCGACAACCUCUCAGCACACACUGCCACUAUUUUGAGGUGGAGAUAGUGGAUGCUGGAGAGAAGUGCUACAUUGCCCUGGGGCUGGCCAGAAGGGACUACCCCAAGAACAGGCACCCUGGCUGGAGCCGAGGCUCAGUGGCAUACCACGCAGAUGAUGGAAAGAUCUUUCGUGGCAACGGAGUUGGGGAACCAUUUGGUCCUCGCUGUUUGCAGGGUGACAUGAUGGGCUGCGGCAUCAUUUUCCCCCGGGAUUACAUCCUGGGUAGUGAAGAUGAUUUGGACCUCUUGGAGGUGCAGCCGAGGCAGGUCCAGAAGCGCAUCCAGAAUGUUCUGUACCUGGAUGAUGAUGAUGAGGAAGAGGAGGAGGAGGAGGAGGAGGAGAGGGACGAGCAAGAUCAAGAGCAUGAUGGCAGGAAGGUCAUGGUGUUCUUCACUCGGAACGGGAAGCUAAUGGGUCGCCAGGAGGUGACGUGGCCGCCGGGCGGGUUCUACCCUACCAUUGGGAUGCUCAGCAGCGGGGAGAAGGUCAGAGUAGACCUGCACCCCCUCAGCGGAUGAAAAUCAGUGACCUGCAUACUAGAAGUGGAUGAAGUAAGCCCGAGGCCCAGCGACACAUCACUGCAUUCUUCAUCACCUGAUGCCUGACAAGUGACCAUAAUCCGACUUCAGUGGAGGUCAGAGGAUUAGUGAAACUGGGGCCAGCAUUUAUUCUCUGGCGCGUUAUAGUGUAGAGCACUGCGAAUUACUUUUAAAGAAUUUACCGUGAAUUUUAUUGCUGCAAACGUCUGGCGAAGUACCUUUUCAAAGCGGUCAGUACGGCCUGGUCCUGGCCUAUGAUUUGGUGGAGCCCUUCCAAUGCCUGUCAUGAGUUCUGGCACUCUCUGUUUAUUGUAUUUGUCUUAACCCCAAACACAGCAAUGCUAUGUCUAACAGUUCUGCUGCAUCAGAAGGCCUGAUUGUGGUUUCUAGCAUGGGCACUAGGCGUCCCUGUUUCUUCACCAGGGUCCCAAAUGGCACCCUAUAUACUGCACUUUUUUUUCAACAUGCAUCAACAUGAUGCAAACAUUAAAAACAUACUGGGCAUUUGGAUUCCAAUUCUAAAUCCUUCACUUUCCCCACAUUAUGUUGUUAUAAACUUAAUUUAUAUUUAUUUUAUAUGAAUAUAUUUAUUAUUUUUGCCUUUAAUCUACAUACA